This is a messenger RNA of Meloidogyne enterolobii, 849 nucleotides long. NCBI's taxonomy places the organism in Eukaryota, Metazoa, Nematoda, Chromadorea, Rhabditida, Meloidogynidae. The record is from the annotation of a GenBank genome assembly.
AUGGAUGUUUUCUACACCGGAUCAACUCAAAGUUUGGCAAAGAGAACACAAAACAGAAUGCCAAAUUUUAGCGAAAAUAAUUUUUUUGAAAAUAAACAAGAAGCAAAACCUUCAAUUGGAAAAUCUAAUCUUUAUUUGAGUGCUGCUGGUUUACAUACUUUGGAAGGGGCGGCAAAGUCUGGAAUUGUUUCCUCUAAAUGGACUAAUAAUAUUAUUUCUUCCCUUCGUUCAAUGCUUGAUUUGGGCCUUUUACAAAGCCCAACAUUUCUUGUUUUGGCAAUUAGUGGUUUCUUAACACUUUUUUGUUUUUUUGUGCCCUUUGCUUUUAUUGGUGAAUUAGCUGCUAAUAAAAUAUCUUCAACAACAACAACAACAAAUAAUUUUAAUAAAAAUGAUACAAAUAAUUUAAAUAAUUCGGAAAGUGGUUCUGCUUCCCAAUUACUUUUGGUUCUUCUUGGUAAGAAAGAUAUAGAGAAAUUGAGGGACAUUUUCUUGUUUUUAGGCCUUUUUAACGUUGUUGGGCGUGUUUUAUGCGGUUACAUUUCCGAUCACCCAAAAGUCGAUCCUUUAAUUGUUUCAAAUAUUGCUUUAAUUAUUGGCGGAAUAGCUACAGCAAUUGCCCCUUUACUUAAUCAACUUUGGAUGUUUGCUAUUUAUUGUUUUCCUUUUGCUUUUGGUGCUGCCAGUUUUGCAGCUUUACGUUCAAUUAUUUGUGUUGAAUUACUUGGUAUUGAACGCCUUUCUAGUGCUUUUGGAAUGUUAAUGCUUUUUAUGGGAGUUGCUGCUCUUUUUGGUAGGGAUUUUUUCCUUUUUUAUUCUUUAGUUGAAAUAAUUUUUAAAAUAUUCUGA